Klebsormidium nitens is the source of this 3904-nucleotide messenger RNA. The record is from the annotation of a GenBank genome assembly. NCBI's taxonomy places the organism in Eukaryota, Viridiplantae, Streptophyta, Klebsormidiophyceae, Klebsormidiales, Klebsormidiaceae.
CCACACUCUUCGAGAGAAGCAGAGAGGAGGAACAUGGUGUUUUGUCUCUAGCCUCCAGGAUUUGGCCAUGGUUGCCCCUCAAUUUUCAGUUUUGGCUCCUCGCACUUCUUCUUGGACGAGAUAUCAGCACUCUGGGGAGGCGGGAGGAUUGCUCAGCAUUCCUUGAUACAGUAAAAGCGGAGACGUGUUUGAGAUAGCUAGCAGUGUGGCGCUCCAGGGCGUUCGGCAAAAGCUCCGUUGUAAGACUGCUGCGAAGGUCCUCAGCUCUGCUUGGGAGCUAUACAUCUAGCUUGUGAUCCUCGCACAGGUCUUUCUGCAAACGCAUGAGUAGCACAGGCAUUGACGGUCUCCAGUUUGCCCAAAUGUUGCUUAUUCUCGUUCUGUAGCUCACCCCUUCAUCUUGGACACCAACUAAUGGUCACCAACUACUGCUGAUACCUCACAACUGGUCAUGUGGGGCCAGUCAGGGACAGAGGCAGUCAGCAUUGCACAUACUGAGCCGAAGUGUAACUUUUAAGGGUACUUAGGUUCCGUACCGUUCGAAAGGGCAUCCCAAAGUAUUGUGUGUCGCGCACGAUUUUCUUCCAUGGCGGAAGAACCCACCCAGGCGCCAGCAGGUUCGGAGGGACAGGAGGCCCGCUUUGGUGUCACUGCUGAUGAGCUCAGCAAAUUGUCAGCAGAUGGUGGCAUUGAGUAUCUUCAACACCUGGGCAGGGUUGAGGCGUUGGGGAAGAAACUGCGCACAGAUUUAGAGGGUGGCCUCCCUGGCACAGAGGACGAUCUCCAGCAGCGGCGGGAUGCGUUCGGCACCAACACAUUUCCUGAGAAACCCACAAGGAGCUUGCUUUCCUUUCUCUACGAGGCAAUGCAAGACACGACGCUCAUCAUUCUGGCAGUCUGCGCCGUUGUUUCUCUGGGCGUAGGCCUGGGAACUGAGGGGGUGGAGUCCGGCUGGUAUGACGGGGCUGGAAUCGUCUUUGCGAUUGUCCUGGUUGUUUUGGUCACAGGCGUCAAUAACUACCGGCAGGCGGGCCAGUUCCGCGACCUCAACGCGGAGAAACGGAAGAUCAUGCUCCAGGUCAGCCGGGGCGGGCGGCGGGUGCGGGUAUGCAUAUACGACCUCGUGGUCGGGGACAUUGUGCACUUAGCCAUCGGGGAUCAGGUCCCUGCGGACGGCGUUUUCGUGUCCGGCCACUCCCUGACCGUCGAUGAGUCGAGCAUGACCGGUGAGAGCGACCCCGUGCACAAGGACGCCGGACACCCGUUCCUGGUGUCCGGCUGCAAAGUCUCGGACGGUUUCGGACGCCUCUUGGUGACCGCGGUCGGGAUGCGGACGGAGUGGGGCAAGGUCAUGGCGACGCUGAACGAGAGCGAGGAGCAGGAGACGCCGCUGCAGGCGCGGCUCAAAGUGGUGGCCACAGUUCUUGGGAAGCUGGGCCUGACGGUGGCGGCACUAGUAUUUCUGGCACUCAUGAUCAGAUGGUUCGCGACCACCGACUUCCACAACUUCCGCGGCAAGGACCUGCAGCAGAUCGUCAACUUCUUCGCGAUCGCCGUCACCGUCGUCGUCAUCGCCGUUCCGGAGGGGCUGCCCCUGGCCGUCACGCUGACGCUGGGCUACUCAAUGCGGAAGAUGAUGGCGGACAAGGCCCUGGUGCGACACCUGGCCGCCUGCGAGACCAUGGGGUCCGCCACCACCAUCUGCAGCGACAAAACCGGCACGCUCACGCUUAACCAGAUGUCCGUGGUAACCAGUUGGGUGGCUGGCAAGCGUCGCGACGUGGAAUCGACGGCUGUGGAGCUCCGACGGCCGGCGAUGGACGUCCUGCUGGAGGGCGUGUUCCAGAACACGAGCGGAAGCGUCUUCCAGCCGGAAGGCUCAGCGGAACCGGAAGUCACCGGAAGCCCCACCGAGACAGCGGUCCUGGCGUGGGGUCUUAAGUUGGGUGGCAGUCCCGGCAAAGUGAAGGGGCACUCGCGCGUGUUGACAGUAUCAUCCUUCAACUCCUUAAAGAAGCGGAUGGGCGUUGCUGUAAAGGACAGCGCGGGGAGCGUUAGAGUGCACUGGAAGGGCGCGGCGGAGAUCAUAGUCGAGGAGAGCGCGCACUUUGUGGAUGAGACGGGAACGCUGCAGGUUGUGACUGACGAGAAGAGAGCCGAGCUCAACCAGGUGAUCGACGACAUGGCCCAACGCAGCCUGCGCGCGCUCUGUCUCGCUUACCGAGAUUUGAGCGCGCGCGAGCACCCAGAGAGCGAGGACGACUUUGAGCGGUGGGCGAUCCCCGAGGGGGGGCUCACCUGCUUAGCAAUCGUAGGCAUCAAGGACCCCCCCAGACCGGGGGUGCCGGAGGCCGUGGCGAAGUGCCAAGCAGCGGGAGUCAUGGUCCGUAUGGUUACGGGCGACAACCUGGCGACCGCCAAAGCCAUCGCCGCCGAGUGCGGCAUCCUCACGUCCGGGGGGGUCGCCAUGGAGGGCCGCGAGUUCCGAACGCUCCCCCCUGCAGCGCAGCGCGAAAUCCUACCGACCCUGCAAGUGCUCGCGCGCUCUUCUCCGACGGACAAGCACACGCUCGUGAAGCUGCUAAAGCGGUCGGGGGAAGUGGUCGGGGUUACCGGUGACGGGACGAACGACGCGCCCGCGCUGAGGGAGGCGGAUAUUGGGUUAUCGAUGGGGUUAUCCGGAACGGAGACGGCCAAGGAGAGCUCGGACAUUGUAAUUCUGGACGAUAACUUUGCGUCGUGCGUCAAGGUGGUGCGGUGGGGCCGCAGCGUGUUCGCCAACAUCCAGAAGUUCGUGCAGUUCCAGCUAACCAUCAAUGUGGUUGCGCUAACCGUGAACUUCGUGUCCGCGGUCGCGUCCGGGAGCGCGCCACUGACCGUUGUCCAGUUGCUGUGGGUCAAUCUGAUUCAAGAUACGCUAGGCGCUCUGGCGCUGGCCACAGAGCCGCCAACUGACGACCUCAUGGAGCAGCGGCCCGUGGGGCGCAGGGAACCGCUCGUGACGAACGUGAUGCUGCGCAACAUUCUGGGGCAGUCGGUGUACCAGCUGGCGGUGCUUCUGACGCUCCAGUUCGGCGGGGGGGGUAUCUUUGGGCUGCACGAAACAGAGCGAAGAGACCCCACGGGAGAGCACAAAACGCAUGCGCAAAAGGAGCAGAUCACGCUGAUCUUCACGGCCUUCGUUUUGUGUCAGGUCUUCAACGAGAUCAACUGCAGACGGCCGAACAAGUUCAACGUCUUCCAGGGGCUGUUCACCAACAUGCUUUUCCUCACCGUUCUAGUUGUCACCGUCGUUGGCCAGUUUGUGCUUGUGACGUACGCGGGAGCGUUCGCGACCACCGUUUCUCUGAGCUGGUCCCACUGGCUGAUCUGCCUAGGCAUUGGAGCAGUCAGCAUACCGGUGGACUUCUUAACGAAAUUGAUUCCGGUUCCGAGGAAGUCUUUGUGGUCGCGCUUUGAAAGGUCCCGGCAACGGCCGGUUCCUGUGGAUGACGAAACUGAGUUGGUUUAGUUUUUCAGAAGAACAAAUAGAUGGUGAAACAGACUUUCAAUAGAUAAGAAGACGGGUGUUGUCAGAAGACAAGACGGCUUGAUCAGAUGGGUAAAGAUAAGACGGGUUCACUUAGAAGCCGAGAUGGCUGAUUAGAUGAUGAUACGACGGAAGUUGUUUGAUGAUGAGUUGAAAGUGGUCAUGGCGUCAAGCCACAAUGAUUGGAAGAUGAGGUCGAAUAAUUGAAUAUUGAACGCAGCUUAGUAAGCAUCUGAGUGCGAUAAACAAGUUGUACAGAUUGUGCAAGUACAAUUUCAAGUACAAGUUGUACUGAUCCAGCUGUAAAGUCAGCGCAAUUGAGCUGAACUUCUGAUUCAUGUAUAAGAAGCUCUGCGUAUGUAGUUUUAUUCGCCG